This is a messenger RNA of Rotaria sp. Silwood1, 369 nucleotides long. Lineage: Eukaryota; Metazoa; Rotifera; Eurotatoria; Philodinida; Philodinidae. The record is from the annotation of a GenBank genome assembly.
AUGAUCGAAGCUGACCCGAUAUUUAUCGACAAAAUUGAUCAGGUGCUUGAUGGUUCUCAAAGUAAGAACAAAUAUGUACACGACUAUGCUGCCAAAGUCGUGCUUGGAAGUUAUCAAGUUCGUGUACAGCACAAACAAAUGGGUGAAAUAUACGAUACAGACGAAUUAGAUCAACAAAUAAGAACCAAUAUCAAAGCGAACUCCAAUGAAGUGGGAGCCGGUUUUGGUCUGGAACGAAAUAAAAAAAAGGCACGAACAAGACGGAAAAUCAAUAAUAACACGCUUAUUGAUCGUUCAACAACAGAUGGUGAUGCUCUCACAAAUGAUCUGAAUAAAUGGCUUGAAGCAUUAAAAAAUACAAAUACAUGA